Trichoderma breve is the source of this 1107-nucleotide messenger RNA. Its product is annotated as metallo-beta-lactamase superfamily domain-containing protein. The coding region runs from base 1 to 1107 and encodes 368 amino acids. The transcript is spliced from 2 exons. The record is from RefSeq and is a predicted model, not a curated record. Lineage: Eukaryota; Fungi; Ascomycota; Sordariomycetes; Hypocreales; Hypocreaceae.
AUGGACUCUUCCGAGCAGCCACAUCCGGCUGGCGCCUCGUCUCCGCUUGAUGUCAAGGUCCCAACAUCCUCGAGUAUCGUCGAUGUCAGGGUUCUCGAUACCAACACGCGCCUCUACCUAAAGCCGGGGGUAUUCUGGGAGCCAAUCUUAGAAGGCUUCGAGGGACCCAAUGCGCCCGUUUACUGCUUUCUUGUGUCUCACGGUAGCCGCCACAUCAUCUUUGAUCUCGGGGUUCGCACCGACUGGGAGAACUAUGCGCCCAAUAUAGUGAAGCUCGUCAAGGCCACUACCACAGUGUCAACUGGCGAAAAGGACAUUGCCUCGUUGCUUGACGACGACGACAGCGACCUGGGCAUUCGUAGCUCUGACAUUGAGGCAAUUGUUUGGUCUCAUAGCCACUUUGACCACGCGGGGGAUCCGUCACGGUUUCCACCCAACACACAGCUCAUUGUCGGGCCCGGCGUCAAGGCAAGCUCAUGGCCGGGUUACCCGUCUAACCCCGACGGUGUCGUGCUCGACAGCGAUGCUGCUGGCCGGGUUGUACGCGAGAUCAGUUUCGACAACACAGGGCUGCGAAUUGGCCGCUUUGAUGCGUUCGACUAUUUCGGCGAUGGAUCUUUCUACCUACUCAACGCCCCAGGUCAUGCAACGGGGCACAUGUGUGCUCUGGCACGCACGACUGUCGAUCCACCGUCCUUUGUUUUCAUGGGUGCCGACGCGUGCCAUCACCCAGGUGUGCUGCGGCCCUCGCAGUAUCUUACUCUUCCCCAGCCGACGUCUUCAGGAUCACAGCAUCUAAGCAGCUACGGCGGCUGUCCAGGAGAUCUGCUAACACAGCUGGGUAAAUGGAAGAAGAGCCUCCGAGAGCCCUUUUUCCACGUGGCACGCGGGCCGUUGUUCCCUGACCAUGAUGCAGCCUUGGACACUGUCGCCAAGAUUCAGGAACUAGACGCUGCCGGCAAUAUUUUCGUUCUUCUCGCACACGACGACUCCCUGGGUGGCAAAUUGCCACUUUACCCAGAUCGAUUGAACAAUUGGGAAGGAAAGGACCUGGGCAAAGCCACUCGAUGGUUGUUUUGUAAAGAGCUAGAACAUGUUAAGCCAUAA